CCCAACUCUUCACCGGGAGCAGGUUGGAGGCUGGAUUUCCGAGAGACUCUGGAUUGGGGUCCGUCGCCAGCCCCUCCUCCUGGAUCCGAUUUGAUUUUCAUAUUUUAAAAGAGGAUUUUCUUAUUACCUUUGAACACUCCUGACAAUUUCUGGAGGAGCUCGCUGGGGAAGAUUUUGGGGGAUCUUAUUUUUAAGGGGAAAAGAAAAGCACCGAAGGGGCACUUAUUAAUUUUUCUUGCGUUUGGACUCACCCUGUGGAGGAGAGAGCGAGCGAUCAGAGCCAGGAGGGAAGAGUAGAGAAGAGCAGAGAGGCGCGCCAGCCUGAGCCACCUCCUUCCUGGCCGCCCCCUCCCCACUCCCCCGACACACACUCGCUAGCUUGCUCGUCGGCGCUCGCACACCCCCCGCGCCGGACCCGCACCUCGGCGGGCGCCACACACUCGGCAGCCCCAGCCGCGGCAGCCGCAGCGGGAUGGAGGCGGCGCGCACAGAGCGCCCGGCAGGCUGGCCCGGGGCGCCCCUCGCCCGGACCGGGCUCCUGCUCCUGUCGACAUGGGUCCUGGCCGGUGCUGAGAUCACUUGGGGCACGACGGGCGGUCCUGAGCACCUCUCGGCCCCGGCUUCGCCGUCGCCAGCGCUGUCUCCUCUUUCGCCGGGGGCAGUGGCAAGCCAGUGGCCGGAGGAGCUGGUGACGGCGCUGAGAGGCGCUGCACUGGGACGCCGGCCCGGACCAGAGCAGCAGCCCCAGCCAGGCGGUGGCAGCGGCGGGAAGAAGCAGGGAGAAACCAGGGAGCUGUCACCCGCAGGCGCACGGUGGGGACAGGGCAUCUCGGCUUCUGGCAAGCCUAGCGGCGCGAGGAGGAGUCGCCGGGCGCAGCCCCCCAGUGCCCUGGAACGCGGGGACGCCCGGUCCACUGUUUUAGCCGAUGGUUCCAAAGGAAGCCGCCCUCUGGCCAAGGGUCUCCGGGAGGAAGUGAAGGCGCCACGGGCUGGGGGGUCGGCGGCUGAAGAGCUCAGGCUACCUAGCACCUCAUUCGCGUUGACGGGGGACUCGGCCCACAACCAAGCCAUGGUGCACUGGUCGGGACACAACAGCAGCGUUAUACUUAUCCUGACGAAGCUGUAUGACUUCAACCUGGGAAGUGUGACUGAGAGUUCACUUUGGAGAUCCACGGAUUAUGGCACCACCUAUGAAAAGCUGAAUGACAAAGUGGGUUUGAAGACUGUCCUCAGUUACCUCUACGUCAAUCCUACCAACAAAAGGAAGAUCAUGCUUCUUGGUGAUCCUGAAAUAGAGAGCAGCAUAUUGAUCAGCUCAGACGAGGGUGCGACCUAUCAGAAAUACCGGCUCACCUUCUACAUCCAGAGUCUGCUCUUUCAUCCCAAGCAGGAGGACUGGGUGCUGGCCUACAGCCUGGAUCAAAAGCUCUACAGCUCCAUGGACUUUGGGAGACGGUGGCAACUCAUGCAUGAACGCAUCACCCCCAACAGGUUUUACUGGUCGGUGGCUGGACUGGAUAAGGAGGCGGACCUGGUACACAUGGAGGUGCGGACGGCAGAUGGAUAUGCUCACUACCUCACCUGCAGGAUCCAGGAAUGUGCUGAGACUACUCGAAGUGGGCCUUUUGCCCGCUCCAUCGACAUCAGUUCCCUGGUCGUCCAGGAUGAAUAUAUCUUCAUUCAGGUUACAACUGGUGGAAGAGCCAGCUACUACGUGUCUUAUCGGAGAGAAGCCUUUGCUCAGAUAAAGCUGCCGAAGUACUCGCUGCCGAAGGACAUGCACAUCAUUAGUACCAAUGAGAACCAAGUGUUUGCAGCAGUCCAGGAGUGGAACCAGAACGACACGUACAACCUCUACAUCUCAGACACCCGUGGGAUCUACUUCACCCUGGCCAUGGAGAACAUUAAGAGCAGCCGAGGUCUGAUGGGAAACAUCAUCAUCGAAUUGUAUGAGGUAGCAGGUAUCAAAGGGAUAUUCCUGGCAAACAAGAAGGUGGAUGACCAGGUGAAGACAUACAUCACUUACAACAAGGGCAGGGAUUGGCGCCUACUGCAAGCUCCAGAUGUGGACCUGAGAGGAAACCCUAUACACUGCCUGCUGCCCUUCUGCUCCCUACACCUGCACUUGCAAAUCUCCGAAAAUCCAUAUUCUUCAGGAAGAAUCUCCAGCAAGGAGACGGCUCCCGGGCUGGUGGUGGCUACAGGCAAUAUUGGUCCAGAGCUCUCCUAUACUGAUAUCAGUGUGUUCAUCUCUUCUGAUGGGGGCAACACAUGGAGACAGAUCUUUGAUGAAGAGUACAAUGUCUGGUUCCUAGACUGGGGUGGCGCCCUCGUGGCCAUGAAACACACACCUCUGCCAGUCAGGCAUUUGUGGGUGAGUUUUGAUGAAGGCCACUCCUGGGACAAGUGUGGCUUCACUUCACUUCCUCUCUUUGUCGACGGGGCUCUGGUGGAGGCCGGCAUGGAGACGCAGAUCAUGACAGUUUUUGGCCACUUCAGCCUCCGCUCCGAAUGGCAGUUGGUGAAGGUGGACUACAGAUCUAUCUUCAGCCGGCGCUGCACCAGGGAGGACUAUCAGACCUGGCACUUGCUCAAUCAGGGGGAGCCUUGCGUCAUGGGAGAGAGGAAAAUAUUCAAGAAACGCAAGCCAGGAGUUCAGUGUGCCCUGGGCCGAGACUCCUCGGGGACGGUGGUCUCAGAACCCUGCGUCUGUGCCGACUGGGACUUUGAAUGUGACUAUGGCUAUGAGAGACAUGGAGAGAGCCAGUGUGUCCCAGCUUUCUGGUACAAUCCCGCAUCCCCAUCAAAGGACUGCAGCCUUGGUCAAAGCUACCUUAACAGCACUGGGUACCGGCGGAUUGUAUCCAAUAACUGCACGGACGGACUGAGGGAGAAGUACACCGCCAAGGCCCAGAUGUGCCCCGGAAAAGCCCCUCACGGCCUCCACGUGGUGACGACCGAUGGACGCCUGGUGGCAGAGCAGGGGCACAAUGCGACUUUCAUCAUCCUUAUGGAGGAGGGUGAUCUCCAGAGGACAAACAUUCAGCUUGACUUCGGGGAUGGGAUUGCAGUGUCCUACGCUAACUUCAGCCCCAUCGAGGAUGGCAUCAAGCACGUGUACAAGAGUGCGGGGAUCUUCCAGGUGACAGCCUAUGCAGAGAACAGCCUGGGCUCGGACACAGCCGUCCUCUUCCUGCACGUGGUCUGUCCUGUGGAGCAUGUGCACCUCCGAAUUCCGUUUGUGGCCAUCAGAAAUAAGGAGGUCAACAUCAGUGCAGUCGUGUGGCCCAGCCAGCUGGGGACCCUGACCUAUUUCUGGUGGUUCGGCAAUAGUACAAAGCCCCUCAUCACCUUGGACAGCAGCAUUUCCUUCACAUUCCUAGCAGAGGGGACCAAUACCAUCACUGUCCAGGUGGCUGCUGGGAAUGCCCUUAUCCAGGACACGAAAGAUAUUGCAGUUCACGAAUACUUCCAGUCCCAACUCCUGUCAUUCUCUCCUAAUCUGGAUUACCACAACCCUGACAUCCCUGAGUGGCGGCAAGACAUUGGCAAUGUUAUCAAGCGGGCUCUGGUGAAAGUAACCAGUGUCCCGGAAGACCAGAUCCUAGUCGCUGUGUUCCCUGGCCUCCCCACUUCAGCAGAGCUCUUCAUCCUUCCCCCGAAGAACUUGACAGAGAGGAGGAAAGGCAAUGAAGGGGACCUGGAGCAAAUUGUAGAGACGCUGUUUAAUGCUCUAAACCAAAACUUGGUCCAGUUUGAGCUGAAGCCAGGGGUUCAAGUCAUUGUGUAUGUCACACAGCUGACAUUAGCCCCACUGGUGGACUCCAGCGCUGGGCACAGCAGCUCGGCCAUGCUUAUGCUCUUGUCAGUGGUGUUCGUCGGCCUGGCUGUGUUUUUGAUCUACAAGUUUAAAAGGAAAAUCCCUUGGAUUAACAUCUAUGCUCAAGUCCAGCACGACAAGGAGCAGGAGAUGAUUGGGUCAGUGAGCCAAAGUGAAAACGCCCCCAAAAUCACACUCGGUGACUUCACCGAGCCCGAGGAGCUGCUGGACAAAGAGCUGGACACUCGGGUUGUAGGAGGCAUUGCCACCAUUGCAAACAGCGAGAGCACAAAGGAGAUCCCCAACUGCACUAGUGUUUAAGACCAACAAGCCACGUGGUCAACCAUCUCUCUGACUUUUUAUUUUUGAUGAUCACUGUUACUCUUAUUACGGAAAAAAAAAAAGAAAAUGUCUUUUCUUACCUUUUGUUUACCAAGGGCCCCUUCCUAAAGAGCAGGCAGAGGCUUCGCUUUGGGAGGAGAAGGCAUUCUUAGCUGAUGAAAAUGAGAUAAAAAGAAUACAUGGCUGUAUUUGUGCUGAGGGUAAAGGGUGCUUCUUCCCAUGGCUUUCUUGCUUCAUUCUGCCAUUGACAGUGCCAGGAACCGCUUUUUCCUUGUAGUCUCUCUUUUUUUUAAGUUGGUUGGCUUUCCACUAACCUCCCAUUCCCUGCCCACUGCCACCCAACAUCACCAACGCCUGCCCCCUCCUACCCAGCACACACCCCUAAAACAGAAACCAUUUCCCAGUUAGAUCUGCCAGAGGUAGGUUGGUGGGGAGUGAAUGUAGCUGCAGAAAGCGUGCACAUCUGUACGGAAGAGGCCCUGCCUCGUGCAUGUCCAUUGCGAGGCUGUGGAUGGCUUAUUGUAUAUAAUUCCAGUGUAAAUAGCUUUUUAUUUCCUGAGAAAUAAUUUAAUGUUUAGUAAAAAAGAAAACUGAAAAAAAGAAAAGAUGCGUCUGUUGGCUUAUGCACUCACCCUCAGAGCUGACCAAGCCCCAGGCCUGCUUGACGUGACGCAUUGGGUUCUGGAUGCCCUCCAGUUGUCUGUCACACUUAACUCUUGCAUCUCUAUGUCUGCACCAUCACUGGUUUCUCCUUCUGUAUAUAAAGGGGGGAGGGGGGAGGGCUUCUCUGGGACAACUGGUAAAGGAAGGACUAGAGUGACAUUGGAGAACGUGGGGGUCUUUUUACCCCAUCAGUGACAUGGAAGAAGUUGCGAGACGAUGCCCAUGAGAGACUUCACAUGGAGACUCAGGUGGGGAAACCAGGCUUCCCCUCUGAAGGGAUGAAUUUCAGGAUAGGUAUCAGCCUGAAA
Messenger RNA from Vicugna pacos (alpaca), 5133 nucleotides. RefSeq names its product sortilin related VPS10 domain containing receptor 3 (gene SORCS3). The record is from RefSeq and is a predicted model, not a curated record. Lineage: Eukaryota; Metazoa; Chordata; Mammalia; Artiodactyla; Camelidae. Gene Ontology annotation, molecular function: protein binding. Gene Ontology annotation, cellular component: postsynaptic density membrane.